AUGAGGAUUGCAUUCACAGCAUAUGCUGCGGCCGCAGUACCGUACCUUUUCAACACAGCCGAGGCAUCCAUCACCAAGGAGAUCAACACUUCGCCACUCCAAUUCAAAAGAGACAGCAACAACAAUGGAUUCGUCAAGUUGGACUUCAACGUCCGCAGAGGCUCGUCUCGUUCUGAUGUCUCACCCACCCAAGACUCUUUGCCACGCUUGGUCAAGAGAGCUGACCCAGAUGGAUCGUUUGAAAUGGAACUCUCGAAUCAACAAACUUUUUACAUGGCAGAAUUGAAAAUAGGAUCCAACCAAGACAAGAACCAGGUACUUGUUGAUACUGGCUCAUCUGACUUGUGGGUCAUGUCGCAUGAUUUAAAUUGCAUUUCAUCCCUGAGCAGCAGCAGCAGCAGCAGCAAAAAGAAGAAGAAGAAGAGAGACGCCAAAAACGUAUUCAAUCUCGGAACUGGUAUCAAAUUGUCUUUGGAAGAUGAAGAAGAAGAAGAAGAAGCAAACCAAGUUCAAAAAAGACAACCAAAGAAUGUGUUCAACUUUGGAACCGGAGUCACAUUGCCCUCAGAGGAUGAAUUAGAUGAAGUACAAAAGAGAGCAGAAGAGAAUGACAACGAAAAAGAUAAAGAGAAGGACCAAGUUGUAGCUGCAGCUGCUGCUACAACAAUAAAGAAAAAGAGUACAACUCCAACCAAGGUUGUAAAAGACUCCAAUGGUGAAUACUACACAACCAUAUACUACACGGGAACUGCAAUCCCUUCAUCCUACGCUUCAUUGUUACCAGACGGAGGUGGCGGUGGUGGAAUUGGUGGUGGUAGUGGUGGCAGUGGCGGCAGCAGCAGCAGCAGUGCUGGCUCAUCGGGAGGAAGCGGUGGGUCCAACACUUGUACUUCUUACGGGUCGUUCAAUACUGAAAACUCUGACACGUGGAUCCAAAACAAUACUGAUGCCUUUUUGAUCCAAUACGCCGACGGUACACAUGCCUUGGGUGUUUGGGGUAUGGAUACGGUUGAGAUUGGAGAUGUCUCAGUCAACAAUGUUUCUUUUGCCGUGGCAAACGAGACCUCUUCAGAUGUUGGUGUGUUUGGGCUUGGAUUGCCAAUGUUGGAAACCACAACCCAAUAUGGAUACACUUAUGAGAAUUUCCCCAUAAAACUCAAGAAUGCUGGUGUUAUUGACCGCGUUGUUUUCUCUUUGUACUUGGCCCAACAAUCCGACUCGACAGGAAGCGUUUUAUUUGGCGCUGUGGACCAUGCCAAAUACGAAGGGUCCUUGGUUUCUUUACCAAUGUUGCGUACCUACCAGCAAAUCUCAGUUCCUGUUAGAUUUGAAGUCGAAUUGCAAGGAAUCUCAUUUAAUAGCAGUGGUGACUCCACUAGUAUACUGGACGAAUCCAUAGGAGUUGUUCUUGACUCAGGUUCAACAUUAUCCUACAUCCGCUCCAGUGAAAUUGAAUCUAUUGCAAAACAAUUGAGUGGUAGAUACUCAAGUUCAAGUGGUGUUUAUAUCGUCAGUUGCGACUAUCUCGACUCCGACAAUACAUUGGACUUGGAUUUCGGUAAUGUCACUAUAAGAGUCCCCAUUUCAGAUUUGGUUUUGCAAGCAACACGCUCACAAUGCUACUUGGGAUUAUUUGAGCAAAGCUCUUCUUCUUCAUACAUUUUGUUUGGUGACAAUAUCUUGAGAUCCGCUUACAUUGUUUACGAUUUGGAGAAUUACGAAAUUAGCUUGGCACAAGCCUACUACACUAAUAGUGAGGAUGUCGAGGUUAUCACCAGUAACGUUCCUUUAUCUGGCGGACAUAACUCAUCAAGCCUUAGUGGUGGUAGUAGUAGUAGUGGCAGCAGCAGCUCAGACAGUUCUUCGUCAAACAAAAAAAAUAUAAGUUCUAGUUCGAGAGCAUCGGUUUCAGGAAUGGCAAUGGGCUUAUUAGCAGCCCUAUUCUUUAUGUUGUAG
Molecule: messenger RNA, 1956 nt
Organism: Lodderomyces elongisporus
Lineage: Eukaryota; Fungi; Ascomycota; Pichiomycetes; Serinales; Debaryomycetaceae
Gene: SAP9
Product: aspartyl protease
Exons: 1
Coding region: 1-1956 (651 amino acids)
Biological process (GO): proteolysis
Molecular function (GO): aspartic-type endopeptidase activity
Source: RefSeq, a predicted model, not a curated record